Messenger RNA from Gilbertella persicaria, 1730 nucleotides. RefSeq names its product DNA polymerase alpha/epsilon subunit B-domain-containing protein. The coding region runs from base 10 to 1683 and encodes 557 amino acids. Gene Ontology annotation, biological process: error-prone translesion synthesis; DNA-templated DNA replication. NCBI's taxonomy places the organism in Eukaryota, Fungi, Mucoromycota, Mucoromycetes, Mucorales, Choanephoraceae. Gene Ontology annotation, molecular function: DNA binding. The transcript has 11 exons. Gene Ontology annotation, cellular component: epsilon DNA polymerase complex. The record is from RefSeq and is a predicted model, not a curated record.
UUGUCAGUAAUGGCACCUCACUCUAAAAUAAAAAUAAAGCGAAGCAUAUAUAACUUAUUUACAAAAAAAUAUGGUCUUCACGUACAGACAGACGCGGCCAAAUACCUCGAGAGUUUAUUAGAGUCUGAACCCGAUCUACCAGAGGCGAUCGAGAAGAUCAUAAAAGCAUAUAGAAAGCGUUAUAGCGAUGAAAGACAGGUUAUUGUAGACGAAGCCACCAUACGAGAAGUCAUUUCUUCAAUACGACACUCUGCAGCAGUGGCAGCUUCCUUGACACCUUUUCAGCGAGAAGACGAAGCUAUCAAUGAUUCAUUACAAGAAAUGACAAUUGAUGAACCCCCAGAACAAGCAGUCAAUGUAGCGCAGCAUUUUCAUGUUGUAAGUGCAUUUGAUUUACCUCGAUUUAAAUACGACGAACAAACAAGAACAUUUAUCAAAAACCAUGAAAAACCUUCGUUAUUACCAGAGGCAAGUGAAAAAGGUGAUAUGUAUAGAGAACGGUACAAGCUAGUAAAGCAAAGAUUGCUAAGAAAUGAUCUAUUUUGCCCUACUGCAAUGAGUGGUGCUAAUGAAAAAGAGUUUAUCAAGAUUACUCCUAUUAAAUCAUUGAUUGGUCAUGAUGAAGAAGAAUUUGUAUUGUUUGGGAUGUUGACACAAAUGGAAGAAGGAAAGAUACACUUGGAAGAUGAGGAUGCAUAUAUAGAAUUAGUGGUGAACAAUGCUGAAUAUGAUUACGGUCUGUUUACAGAUGGAUCUUUUUUGCUUAUUGAAGGACAAUAUGGUAUUGAUCACAAAUUUCAUGUCAAAAAUAUCUAUUUACCGCCUGCUGAAUCUCGAGAAAUGACAGAUCAUAUAUUUGGACAUCUUGAUUUCUUAGGACUACCAAAAUCACUAGUAGAUGAAAAACUAUUGAAAGAAGAAGAAGAUAGAGCAGAUAAUGUAUUUUUUGUCAUUGUAUCCGAUGUACAUCUAGAUCAACCCAAGGUCAUGCAAUCUUUGAGGCGUAUAUUUGAAGGUUAUUCAAGUGGCCAGAUUCCAUUGGCAUUUAUUAUGAUGGGCAAUUUCUCAAGUAAACCCUUUGUCUAUGCUGGAUCAGAAUCAGAUGAAUACAAGGAUAAUUUCUCAGCAUUGGCUGACUUGAUUAGUGAAUUUGAUGAAUUAUCAACACAUACCAAUUUUGUGUUUGUGCCUGGACCAAAAGACCCUUGGGCUGGUAAAUCAUUACCACAAAGACCCAUUUUACCAAGCUUUGUUACACGUAUGAAACAAAAAGUAAGAAAAGCCCAUUUCACUACAAAUCCAUGUCGAAUUCGAUAUUGUACACAAGAUAUUGUGGUUUUUAGAGAAGAUUGGUUACAAAAGAUGUGGAGAAAUGCAUUGUUACCAGUGAAUUUAGCAGAAGAUUCUCAACUUAAUCGACAUUUUAUACGUUCCAUUGUGGAUCAAGGGCAUCUAAGUCCCUUACCUUUAUCUGUAAAGCCAAUUUCUUGGUCAUUUGAUAAUGCAUUACGACUAUUUCCUUUACCUCAUGCACUCAUCAUAGCGGAUAAAUGUGAAAACUAUGGUAUUACUUAUGAAGGUACUCACUGUAUAAAUCCUGGUAGUUUCCCAACUUCUGAUUUUACUUGGAGUAACUACUAUCCUCAUUCACGCAUAUCUGAAAGAAGACAAUUACAACCUUAGAUUUCUUUUUUAAAAAAAAGCUUGUCACCAAUAAAAUCAGUUGGUUU